Clonostachys rhizophaga is the source of this 2430-nucleotide messenger RNA. Lineage: Eukaryota; Fungi; Ascomycota; Sordariomycetes; Hypocreales; Bionectriaceae. The record is from the annotation of a GenBank genome assembly.
AUGGAUCUCGACGACGAGUUUGGCGACGAUAUACUGGAUGAUCUCAACGACUCCACCCUUCAAGAACUCGAGAACAAUGCCCUUCUGUUGACGCAAACGCGGAGGUCCGACCAGCCCUUGUUGACGAAGCCUGCCGCACCCCCCCAGCACACCACCAACGAGUAUGCCUGGGACGAAGACGAAGACCUUGAUCAUUCCGAGGUGAUCAACGACGGUGGCGAGCCCGUUGGCCAUCGCCCCAUCACGAGCAGCCUCCAGCAGUGGCAGCACGCCCGCCGCCCUGCUCCUCCCCGGCCGAGUCCGCAAUGGAAUAAUGCCAUCGACCCUGCGAGACGGGGCGGCGCGGGUCUUCCCCAGCGUCAAGCGCACCCCGGCGUUGGAGGGCUCAGCCAGCAGGCUGGACUUGGUGCUGGGCCAUUGCAGCGGCCUCAGUUCCCGCAGCCUUCUCCCGGUAUCAAUCGGCCGCUACAGUCGAGCCAGUUCGCGAAACCGUCGAUCCCGCCACCGAGCCGUCCCACCUCUUCCCAGCAGGGCCAGCCAAACGGCAACGCAUUCGCCGCGUUGCAGCAGCGAGUCCGGGCGUUGGAGUCCGAGCUGAACGCUGCUCGUGGCGAGGCUGCCAUAAUCCGCGCCAAGGCCAACAAAGCAGACCAGGAGCAUUAUGACGAGGUGGCUCGUCUUCGUAAAGUCAACGAUGAGCACGCAGCUCGCCAAGCACGCCUGGUGGAGGAGGCGCUCGCCGCCGAGAAGCUUGCAUUGGCCGCUGAGAAGUCUGCGAGCACCGAGCUAGAGUUUCUCCAGCAGGAUAUGAGGGAAGCCAACUCGAGAGCCAAGCAAAAGGAUGUGGCCUCUCGCGGGAAGCAGGCAGGGGUCGCCACAACGCCCAAGAAGGCUGUCAAGACCUGGGGGCUUGCAGAUGGAUUUGAGGACGUGGAGAUGGUGAGCCCUAGCAAAAGCCAGGGCCGUGGCAGACACACAGGCUCUAUCGCCAUUGACCUGGGGGAGAGGACACCAACAAAGGCGAAAAGGAAACGGCCUAUGGUUGAUAGCCCCGUCAUGGCCUUGGAUACGCACACGGAGGAAGCACUCGCAUCCAUGGACCAAGGAAAUGCGGCGACACCAGCAGACCCUCCAAUGGCGCAACCUAAACAGGACCAGAGCCAAAUACCCCAGGCCCCGUUCGAGUUUCUCCAGCUGAUCCUUGAUCAUGCGGCCUUCCAUGACGAACCUCCUACAUUUGAUGUCCUCUCCCGUUAUACGUUCCCUACCGACCCGUCGACGACCCUGGCAACAUUGAUAUUCCGGAAACUACCUACCAUGGGCAAUCGUCACCAGCCAAUGCAGCUCCUCGUGGACUUUGUGCAGACAAUCACGGGUCUGUGGAGGGCCUGCGUCGAAGACUCAUUCUGGGAACCCAUCAAGUAUCUCGUUGCUCUCGUCGAGUUUACUCUGCAGCUGCAUACGAUUGAUAUCGCACCCCUGAUUCUCCCAGCACUCCUGCCAUGUGCACAACCGAGCGUCUUUAAUCUGGCAGAGCUGCGGCACAAGCUCCCUGAGGAGCAGCUCGCCAAGAGCGAUGAAUAUCUGGCCCUCGCACAGAACAUUGAUAGCACCAAGAUCUUGACGCUAUUAUACAUUACCGCCCUUUCCUCUCUUACAUUGGAGAUGCCGGAGGCGAGUGGGUUCCAGCCGAAGAUUGUCGACUUUUGGCAACAUCUGAAUCUGGACACUGUGGCUGUUCUCCUGACACCGAGGCAGUUGCCGCAGGAUGUAAUACUUAUCCUUGACCUGCUUGCCACAUCCUCGCUUCCAGACUCUAUAGGCCCCAUCACACCUGAGAGAGAACCGCCCUUUGUUGCUGCUUUUGUCAUGGAGCGUGUGUCCAUCAAGCUAGUCGAAUCAACACGAUCCAUCAAUAUCUCCCCCGAGGAUAAACGAAAGAUUCGAAUUGCUGCUCUACGGACCCUGAUUGCAUUUGCGCGCUAUCCCUUUGGGGCAAUGCAGCUCGCGUCUCACGAUAAUGUUAUCCCACGGAUUGUCGCCUGCCUUAGUGGUGCGAUUGAUGAUCUCUAUGACCAGGACAUAUCCUCUACGCUCGUUUCCCCCGACAACGACGACGAUGACCUAGUCGAAGUCUCAACAUCAUCAACACAGCUGACUCGAAUCAUAUCGCAGUGUGUGAUGCUGCUACACACCCUCGUCACAGAUCAGAAUACGGCCAACGUGGUCAACAUCAGCCAGAAACUAUCUACAUCGCAUGGAGGGAGCCAGCGCUAUCUGAUUGCACUGGGGAGGCUGACAUUCGCCGAGGAAGACCUGGUGAUGGAGAGCGGUAUUGAGAGCGAGAUCGUCGAGGCGGCGCACGAGCUGUUGGAGAUGGCCGUGACGCCGGACGAGGGCGAAUUAGUGAGCGAGGCUUUUGGAUCAUAA